Molecule: messenger RNA, 1723 nt
Organism: Stegastes partitus (bicolor damselfish)
Lineage: Eukaryota; Metazoa; Chordata; Actinopteri; Pomacentridae
Product: protein tyrosine phosphatase non-receptor type 7
Exons: 11
Coding region: 326-1627 (433 amino acids)
Biological process (GO): protein dephosphorylation; signal transduction
Cellular component (GO): cell junction; plasma membrane; cytosol
Molecular function (GO): protein kinase binding; protein tyrosine phosphatase activity
Source: RefSeq, a predicted model, not a curated record
AGGGUUCUGCUGGACCGUGUGUCUGACCUCAGUGGACACGACGGGUCCGGAUCAGAACAGGUUCUGGUUUCUGAUGUUCAGCUUGAGUGUGAACUCCGGCGCCGUGCGGCUGAGCUGUCAGCGUGUUUGUGUCGAGUCAGUGUGGGCGUUCUGACUUCCUGAUGUGAGGAAACCUUCUUCCGAUGGAGACACACUGAAACGUCUCACAUGUGGAAACACAACAACACGGCAGCAGCAGCGUCGCCUCGCCGGCUGCAGGAACACUGACAGAGACCAACGUGGUGAGAUGAGCAGCUGAUCCGACCCGAACACAAAAACACACAACAUGUCUUCACCUCCCGCUGAGGAUCCGGUGACGCCACCGCCGAUGACCACGCCUCCUCGCAAAGCCUCGGUGGUCCGUCUGCAGGAGAGGCGGGGCUCCAACCUGUCCCUACUAUUGGACGUGAGCAGCCUGGGGGCGGAGCCAGUCUGUUCCGUGACCACCCCUAAGGAGGUGUGGCUUCAGCUGCUGCACACGUCGACCCGACCGCUGGACCACCAGCUGCUGCAGGAGGCUGCAGCCGACACCAGCGCGCUCAACGUCGAGUACCAGAAGAUUCCUCCGAACUUUGUGAGCGCCGCCGAGCUGGACGUUCCCGGACACACGAUGAAAGACCGAUACAAGACCAUCCUGCCCAACCCGGAGAGCCGGGUGGUCCUGAGGAGUCCGGAGGAAGAGGCGGGGCCAGACCGCUACAUCAACGCCAACUACAUCCGGGGCUACCGAGGUUCCUCCAGGGCCUACAUCGCCACCCAGGGGCCGAUGGUGCACACCGUGGCCGACUUCUGGGACAUGGUGUGGCAGGAGAGGAGCAGCAUCAUCGUCAUGGUGACCAGGCUGAAGGAGAACAACGAGAAAUGUGAAGUGUACUGGCCACAGCCGAGGGACGGGACGGAGAGGGUGGUGGAGGAGGACGAGGACCAGGAGGAGCUGGGCCGACGGCAGGACGGCGAGGAAGACACGAGUCGCUUCGGCAGGUUCCUCCUCCGAGUGAAAGACGUCCAGGAGAAGGACGGAUUCACCGUCACCGACAUGGAGAUCCAGCUGGGUCCAGAGCGCCGCUCCGUCAGACACUACUGGUUCACCUCCUGGCCCGACCACCACAUCCCACAAUGCACUGCUCCUCUGCUGAGACUGGUGGAGGAGGUGGAGACGUACAGGAAGUCCCCAGUUCAGCCAAUCACGGCCCCUGACCCCAGACCCGGAACCGGACCCGGACCCGGACCCGGACCCUGCCUCGGUCCAAUCGUCGUCCACUGCAGUGCAGGUAUCGGCAGAACCGGCUGCUUCAUCGCCAGCAGUAUCGGCUGCCGGCAGCUGAGAGACGGCGGCCGGGUCGACGUCCUGGAGACGGUGUGUCAGCUGAGACUCGACAGGGGCGGGAUGAUCCAGACCACCGAGCAGUACCAGUUCCUCUACUCCACCCUGGCCCAGUACAGCCGCCAGCUGCAGCAGCAACAGGGACCGGAACCAAACCAGAACCAGCCCACCACACUGCCUCAGAACCAGCAGAACCCAGAGGAGCAAGUCAGCGCACAGCUGCAGAACCUCCAGCUGGACAGCAAACAGAGCGGCAGGAACUGACCAGAAACAGAACCUGGACCACCAGCAGCAUCUCCAGAGACAUCAUCAGAACCUGGACACCAGCAGCAGAACCCAAAGAACCCAUGGAGGAACUAG